AUGGUUCGCAUCAAUCAUCUCUUCGGCAUCCCUAACGGCUCUGCCGGCUCUGACACUGCGACCGAGAGCGACGUCGGCGAUGCGGUAGUAGAGCCCUCGGUGCCCAUCGACGAAGAGGCCGAGAAGACGAACACCGUCAUUGCUGAAGAGGCAGAGAAGACGGACAUAGCCAUCGCCGAGAAGGCUAAGCAGAUUCCCAUCGCCUUCGCCGAAAAGGCUGACACGACCGACAUCGCCAUCGCCAAACAGGCGGAGAGGAUUCACAUCUCCAUCGCGGACGAGCCGAUGAGGUCCAAACACCCACUCGACGCCGGUAGCGGUGAGGGAUCCACCAUGCGGGUGGAAAAGGUGAAGUCCUACCAGCCAAUCGACGCCAAUCUGAGGAAGGAAUCAGCAAUGCGUGGAGAGCCGACAAUGUCCAUCCAGCUAAUCCACUACGGUCGAAACGAGGAGUCAGCUAUCCACCCGAAGGAGAACCUGGGACAGCCCUCGUCUUCAUCUACCCAGGAUACUUCCCCGGCCCCGCAGGAGGAGUACAGCCUUGCUGUAGAGCUCAACGCGAAGCAUAUUUCAGACGCUCGCAAACGCAUGGAGCAUACGAACAACCAGCUUAAGCGGUCUCUCGCGGAACUUAAGAAGCAGAGAGACGAGCUGAAGGCUCUGAAUGCGAAGCUUGACUCGUGCUUGGCCCUGUGUAAGGGGCCUAACAAUGGUCGGAUUUUACCUGCUGUGCUCUGGUAG
Molecule: messenger RNA, 741 nt
Organism: Tricharina praecox
Lineage: Eukaryota; Fungi; Ascomycota; Pezizomycetes; Pezizales; Pyronemataceae
Exons: 5
Coding region: 1-741 (246 amino acids)
Source: RefSeq, a predicted model, not a curated record